Molecule: messenger RNA, 5559 nt
Organism: Closterium sp. NIES-65
Lineage: Eukaryota; Viridiplantae; Streptophyta; Zygnematophyceae; Desmidiales; Closteriaceae
Source: the annotation of a GenBank genome assembly
AUGGCCACCCCCAAUGUCCUGGCUUUUGACGCUGAGGGUAGAGCCAUUGACUUUGCAGUCUGGAUUGAGGACCUGCAGCUGUACUUACUGUGUGAUGCGGUCGAUGAGGUCUCUCUCUUUGACUUUGUCUCUGGUGCUGUCCCUGCCCCUCCUCCUGAUGCUGAUUCCGCCGUUCGCUCCAAGUGGGCGACCCGCGAUGCUGCUGCACGUCUUGCUGUGCGUCGCCACCUCCCUUCCUCCGAGCGUGCCCACUUUAGUCAGUGCAAGACCGCUCAGGCCUUGUAUGACGCUGUAGUUGCACGCUACUCCUCCCCUUCCUCCGCUACGCUGAGCCGCCUCAUGCUACCUUUUCUCUUCCCUGACCUCGCUGCCUUUCCCACUGUCGCUGACCUCAUUACCCACCUCCGCGCUAAUGACGCUCGCUACCGCGCUGCCCUUCCUGCUGAGUUCCGCGCCGCCAACCCUCCUCCCAUGUACAUCACUCUCUACUUUCUUGUCACCCGUCUCCCUGAGUCCCUCCGUGUCGUUAGGGACCAGUUUCUCUCUGUCUGUCCCACCACCCUCACUGUCGACCUCCUUGAGGAGUCCCUGCUAGCGGCUGAGAAGAGCAUAGUCGCUGUAGGGGCCUCUCGGGGUGACCCUCGCACCCCCAUCUUUGAGGGGUGUUCUCCUUCCCCCCUGCUGCCCUCUGUCGCCUCUGCCGCUGCGGCCGACCUCGCUGGUUUUGAGUCGGUCGGUGCGGCGUCUGCCCCCAGCGGGAGACGCCGCUCUGGCAAGGGCAAGGGGGGCAAGGGAGCGGGUGGAGCUAGAGGGGGCAGUGGCGGAGGAGGUGGGGGUGGCGGGGGGAGUGGGGGUGGCGGUGGAGGUGGUGGCGGGAGUGGAGGUACUGGUGGAGGCGGUGGAGGCGGAGGUGGCGGCGGGGGCGGUAGCGGGGGAGGCGGGGGCGAGGGUACCAGUGGGGGCGGUGGCGGUGGAGACGGGGGCGGUGGUGGAGGCGGGAGUGGCGGUGGCGGCGGGGGUCGGAGUGUCUCGUCCCAGCGCAGCAGCUCUGGGGGUGGUCAGCGCCAGCAGCAGCAGCAGCAACGCUCUCGCACCGUCCCCGCCCCUCAGCAGCUCCAUGAGUGGUACUUGCAGCGCCAGCGUGGUGGUGCGUUUGGUCCCUGCCCCUACGUUCUUCGCACCGGCGACCGUGCGGGGGAGAGGUGUGGAGGCACCCACACGGCCCGCCGCUGCUUUGGCCGCCUGACCGACGCCUGGCGUCAGCAGUUUCCGGAGGCCGCUGAGAUCCCCCGCUGGGGGGAGCUGUCUAGGGCUGGUGUAGCCAUUUAUGAUCUUGAUUUUGAUGCUAUUCUUUCUGCUAUGUAUGUUGUGACUGGUAGUGAUGAGGAUGACUGUUACCGGUGUUUCCCGCCCGACCCGGGCAUUGGUACUGCUGCGUCAGGUACUAGUGAGGCUGCUGCUCUAGGUGCCAGUGCGUCUGAGCUCUCAGGUACUGGUGAGUCUGCCCUCUCAGGUACUGUGUCGGCUUCGGCCUCUCACACCUUCACACUUGACUCUGGAGCGUCUCGCUCCUUCUUUCGGGACCGCACUACUCUCACGCCGCUGAGUCGGCCGGUUGCGGUGUCCCUGGCUGACCCCUCUGGGGGGCCUGUCCUGUCUCGCUUCUCCACGGUACUUCCGUGUCCGGCGGCCCCCUCUGGCACCCUGUCUGGUCUCUACCUCCCCUCGUUCUCGACGAACCUGGUGAGUGGUGCUGACCUACAGGAUGCGGGUGUCCACCAGUUCACUCCUGCUCGUCAGCGGCGUGCUGCCCCUCACUCCUCCCAGUUUCCUCUGGCAGAGGCCCCGCUGCAGACACUUCACAUGGACGUGUGGGGCCCGGCCCGCGUCCUUGGACAGGGUCAGGAGCGCUACUUCCUGCUCGUUGUUGACGACUACUCGCGUUACACCACAGUCUUCCCCUUGCGCAGCAAGGGUGAGGUUACUGAGGUGCUGAUCGACUGGAUCCGCGCAGCUCGUCUUCAGCUCAGGCAGAGCUUUGGCUCCGACUUUCCUGUGUUGCGUCUGCACUCUGACAGAGGCGGAGAGUUCUCCUCUGGCCUUCUUCGUGCCUACUGUCGAGCGCGAGGCAUCCGCCAGUCCUUCACGCUUCCGGACUCCCCACAGCAAAAUGGGAUUGCUGAGCGCCGCAUUGGCAUGGUCAUGGACGUCGCCCGUACGUCCAUGAUGCAUGCGGCUGCCCCCCAUUUUCUGUGGCCGUUUGCGGUCAGGUACGCAGCGCAUCAGAUCAACCUCCACCCCAGGGUCUCCAGGCCGGAGACCUCCCCAGCCCUGCUGUGGACGGGGAAGGUUGGCGAUGCGUCGGCGUUCCGGGUCUGGGGAUCUCAGGCGUUUGUCCGCGACUUGUCUGCGGACAAGCUGUCCCCUCGCGCUGCUCCCUGCGUCUUCCUGGGGUUCCCCCCUGACGCCCCUGGGUGGCAGUUCUACCACCCCACCUCUCGACGUGUUCUGUCCUCCCAGGACGUCACGUUCGACGAGUCGGUACCCUACUACCGCCUCUUCCCCUACCGCACUCCGUCCCUCCCCCCGCCCCCGCUUUUCCUGGUACCAGGUCCCCCCCCGGUAGACCCCCUCCCCCCUCAGGGUCCUGCCCCGUCAGGUGUGUCCCAGGUAGACGCGGUCGAGCCUGUCGAGGUCACUGGUGACUCUGGUGCUGCUGCGGGAGCUGAGCCUGGGGGUGCAGCGUCUGGGGGUGCUGAGCCUGGGGGUGCGGAGUCUGGGGGUGCUGAGCCUGGGGGUGGGGAGUCUGGGGGUGCGGAGUCUGGGGGUGCGGAGUCUGGGGGUGCUGAGCCUGGGGGUACUGAGCCUGGGGGUGCUGAGCCUGGAGGUGCUGUGCCUGGGGGUGCUGUGCUUGGGACUGCUGUACCUGGGGGUGCUGAGCCUGGGGGUGCUUCGUCUCGCCGGGAGCCACUCUCCCCACAGGAGCUGCGUGAGUGGUUUGCCAGGCGCUGGAGGCGUGCUGCUAGUGCUGGUGGUUCUUCGGCUGCAGAGGGCACUGCUGCCGCGCGUCCCGGCGGUGCUCGUCCUGUGGGUGCUGGAGCUGUUGGGUCUGCGAGUUCUCCUGGAGCUGGUGCUGCUGAGGGUGUUGGCGCUGAGCCUGCUGCUGGCGGUUCGACUGACAGUGCUCCUGGUGCUGCUGCUGGAGGUUCUGGAGCUUCUGGUGGUGCUGCUGGAGGUGCUGCUGGAGUGGGUGCUCCUGCCGAGAGUGCUGGUGCUGUUCCUGCUGUUUCUGGAGUCGCCGCGCGGCCCCGACCGUACUUCGUUCCGCUCCUGCAGCAGGUUCUUGGUCUUCCACUUUCUCCUCCUCCCUUAGAGGGUCCGCAGCCUGUCCGGUCACAGCCACAGCUACAGCCUGCCUCCCCUUUGCCUGCUCCUUCUCCCUACGCUGGUCCGACUGGAGGUCUUACUGAGCGUUGUGAGCCUGCGUCUCGUCCUGCGUCGCCUGUUCGUCCAGAGCGCGCUAGUGGUCGCGGUUCGCGUCAGCGUCCUCCUCCUGUCCCUGGCACGCACCGGAUGUCUCUGCGUCCGUCCACUGCUCCUCUGCGUGCCCCUUUGCCUUCUCCUCCUGCUUCCUCUCUUCCUGCUCUUACCGACCCGGAGUCGGACUCUCUUCGUGCUGCCAGUCCUACUGUCACGCGUCUCCUUGCUACUGCUGUCACUGACCCUUCCUUCGAGUCGUCUGCUGCGUCUGCCCUUGUCACUGAGCUUGUCGACUUUGCUGCGCGCUGUCGUCUAGACUACGCUGCCAGUCUUGUCGCUGAGUCUGAGUCUGCCUGUCCUCCGUCCGUCGGGGGUGAGUGUGCCCUCGGCACGGACGUCCUUGAGGACAGGCAGGAGGAGUUCCAGUGUCUGGCCGCCGCUUCACCCCAUCUCGCGUCUGUACUGCUAGCCCCUGAGGGAGACCCGAAUGCACCAGACAUCCCGACUCCGCGCUCUUACGCGGAGGCGAUAGAGGGUCCCUACUCCUCUCAGUGGCAGGCAGCUAUGGACGCAGAGAUGGCUUCCUGGAAGUCCACAGGCACCUACGUCGACGCUGUCCCCCCUCCUGGGGCGAACAUCGUCAGUGGCAUGUGGAUUUUCAGGGUGAAGCGGCCGCCGGGUUCUCCGCCUGUCUUCAAGGCGCGUUACGUGGCUCGUGGCUUCAGUCAGCGGCAGGGGGUUGACUACUUUCAGACCUUCUCCCCAACCCCGAAGAUGACCACUCUUCGGGUUCUGCUGCACGUUGCUGCUCACCGUGACUACGAGCUGCACUCUCUCGACUUCAGCAUAGCUUUCUUGCAGGGCAGUCUGCACGAGGAGAUCUGGCUGCGCCGCCCACCUGGCUUCACUGGGUCUUUCCCUCCUGGUACCCAGUGGAGUCUCCGGCGUCCAGUCUACGGUCUCCGCCAGGCGCCACGUGAGUGGCACGACACACUGAGGACUACGCUCGCGGCACUUGGGUUUGCUCCGUCUACUGCCGACCCAUCGCUGUUUCUGCGCACCGACACCUCUCUGCCGCCGUUCUACAUCCUCGUGUACGUCGACGACUUGGUCUUUGCCACAGCUGACACUGCUGGACUCGCCUACGUGAAGUCCGAGCUGCAGAAGAGACACACGUGCACUGACCUGGGUGAACUGCGCAGCUACCUUGGCUUUCAGAUCACCCGGGACAGAGCACGCCGCACCAUUACCCUGACUCAGUCACACAUGGUGCAGCAGGUCCUUCAGCGCUUCGGCUUCACGUACUCCUCGCCUCAGGCCACUCCUCUGCCUACUCGCCACUCGCUCUCACCUCUGCCUUCGGAUGAGUCCGUAGAGUCGAGUGGCCCGUAUGCAGAGCUUGUUGGCUGCCUCAUGUACCUGAUGACCUGCACUCGACCUGACCUUGCAUACCCUCUUAGCAUUCUCGCACGCUAUGUUGCUCCUGGGAGACACCGACCAGAGCAUAUGGCUGCAGCAAAGAGGGUGUUGCGCUACUUGUGCAGUACGUCAGGCAUGGGGCUAGUGCUUGGAGGGCGCAGUCCAGUGGUCCUCACUGGGCACGCAGACGCUUCUUGGGCUGACGACCAGGCUACGCAGCGGUCGUCACAGGGUUACACCUUCAGCCUUGGUUCCGGCUCUGUUUCGUGGCGGGCUACCCGCUCGUCUUCUGUUCUCGGCUCCAGUUGUGAGGCUGAGAUCUACGCUGGGGCUAUGGCUGCACAGGAGUUACGCUGGCUCACCUACCUGCUGACCGACCUUGGAGAGCAGCCUCGUUCUCCUCCAGUCCUGUACGUAGACAACAAGGCCAUGCUGGCCUUGUGUCGAGAGCAGAGACUGGAGCACAGGACAAAGCACAUUGCUCUCCGCUACUUUCUUGCUCGUGAGCUACAGCAGCGUGGACAGUUGCGACUUGCGUACGUGGCCUCUGAGGCCAACACUGCUGAUGUGUUCACCAAGGCACUUGCGCCUUGUGAUCAUCAGCGCUGCUGCACGCAGCUGGGUCUUGUGUCUGUCUUGCCUCACUUGCUCACUUCUUGA